Sitodiplosis mosellana (orange wheat blossom midge) is the source of this 2598-nucleotide messenger RNA. RefSeq lists its product as uncharacterized. Bases 104 to 562 code for a protein of 152 amino acids. The transcript has 9 exons. The record is from RefSeq and is a predicted model, not a curated record. NCBI's taxonomy places the organism in Eukaryota, Metazoa, Arthropoda, Insecta, Diptera, Cecidomyiidae.
UGCAGUGUUUCAUGACAAAAUUCAAAAUGACGAGCUUGGCGAUGAGGACCUCAGCUUUGAAAUCAAGCAUGCCCAGAAGACGAUUGAACGCCAAUUGCAUCGAAUGGUCGAACCAUUGAACAUGAAUCGCAAAGCAUCCAAGGCUGAGCUAAGCCGAAUGGUCAUUGACUCGGAAUCUAGUUCCGAUAUGGAAUAUAAUGGCAAUGAAUCGUUCGAUCGUGGACUAUUCAAAAAGUCCAGGCAACCAGUGACGAUAAACAUUGCACCGAGUAAGACUGGAACGCAAACCGUCAAUAUCAUUCUCAACGAUGGUUCAGUGUCGAAGAAACCCGCUGAGAAUCUGGUGAUUGAAUCGAAAAUUGAUCGUGGCCACAGCCAAAUUGUCGAUCAAUUGACGGCUGUGGAACGGCAUCCAACAUCGAUUGAACAGACAGAAAGCAGAUCCAGUCAGGGUGAUCGCGCUCAGAAGCGUAACCAUGGAACCGACAAAGAUCGCAGUCCAGAGACAUCAAAGCGUAAAAAGUCGGAAAACGAGAGUGAACGUGAGCAUAGACGUGGCUAAGAAGUUGAGCUCAGCCCAGAGGUAGAGCAGCGUAAGAGGCACAAAUCGAAUGUGAACCCGUCACCUGAACGUCCAGCUCGCAUCAAGUCAGUCAUUCAGAAAAAGGAGGCGUCGAGCAAAGCUCACAAAGCGCAUAAUCUUCGCAGAAAAUAAGCAAAGACCACAGCUGACAGCCGAUAGCCCUCAAGAUUCAAAUACGACAAAUCGAAUUGAGUGUCAUCAGUGUUCCAUGACGGGAUUUCCAUCUUUGACAUGCGAAACACCGACAACUUCAUGCUGAAGCCGUUUCAUUCAGAGCAAAUGUCAAAGCGAAACACCACUUGGAUAUCACAAGAGUGUAACCAUUAGGAAGAGAUUUAAACUGAAUAAGGAGAUCAUUCGCCGAAAAUCGAUUGCAUAUCGCCACAAUUAACACAUUUUCACUUAAAAUUCAAUUGGAAUCGUUCCCAUUGCCAAACGUUUGAUUGCAAUAUCGAUAGAUUGACUUGGAAAAGCAUUCUCACAGAACCAACCCGAACCAAAGUGUGUCGAUUAUUCUGAAAGCCAAAGUCAAAGCGAUCAAAAUGUCAUCGUCACCAAGUCAAGGGCCAACGCCAGAGCGGACUGCUAACUUCGAAUGCGAUAUUUUGUCGAUGAUCGGAAGACGAUUGUACCUCGAUGUCGAUACAGCUGACGUGUGUUUUGUGUUCAAGACGGGUGAACGGGUUCCCGCACACAAAGCCCACUUGAUUUUGGCAAGCGAAGUUUUCCGGACAAUGUUCAACGGUUCAUGGAAGGAGAAAAACGAAGUACAGAUCGUCGACACGUCAGUUGCUGGCUUCAAGGAAUUUCUUCAAUUCUUCUACUGCACCAACGUCACGCUGACGAUGGGAAACGUUAGCGAGGUCAUCAACUUGGCCAAGAUGUACGAAAUCACCGGUUGCCUGAACAUUUGCUGGACAUUUUUGAAACAAAAUGUGGCGGACAACAAUGUAUGCGAAUUGUAUGACUUGACAAUUUUCUACGAGGAAAACGAACUAAAGGAAUUGUGCAAGCAGCACAUCGGCAGCAACACGGCGGCUGUGUUCGAAUCGGACGGAUUCGUGGGAUGUCAUCGUCGCGUUUUGGAUCACAUUCUCAAACAAGGUGAAUUGUCGUGUCCAGAAGCGGUCGUGUUUGAAGCAGUUAUGUCGUGGGUAAAAGCUGCCAGCAAACAAGUGGACUUGACGAAGGAAAUCGUACAAACUCAUCUCGGGGAUUUGUUCCACGAAAUUCGUUUUCGAUCGAUGACAUAUGAUCAAUUCGUCGAUCUAUUGCCUUCGUAUGGCAAAUUGUUUACGGGAGAUGAGUUCAACGAAAUACUCCAGAUGAUUCGAAAUGCAGAAUAUGAACCGAAGAUGUUCAAUGCACUACCUCGUAAAGCUACAACACUGCCAUGGGAUGAAAGGGCUAUCAUAAAAUGUGACCGUUUCAUACAACGUCCAGGAGAUGAAUCGUAUCGCCUUCAGAAGAUUGAAAUCACAUCAUUCACCACAAAUAAACCAAUAUUGUUGGGCUACUUCAUGUGUGCUCCCAUAUUUAUAUAUAAAAAUGGUCAAUAUGAACGCCUGCAAAAUGCUCUACCGGCAGAUCUGACCAUCGUUAGAGUUUCAAAUCGGAACGAAUGUCAAAGUGAAAUAUCUGAAUGCACGGUUUUACACACCAUGAAAGUUGAACUGACGGGAGAUUAUACUAAAAAUUCAAUCAAAAUCUCCAAGCCAAUCAUCAUUCGUCCCGUAUCUAAGUACGAGAUUCGAAUGAAUAUAGACAUUUCGGAAGGUUGCUUUACUCGUUGGAACCUGAAGUCGGAGGUGAACCUACAAAAUGGUAUCAUUGUAACAUUCCAUAAUGAUCCUUUGGUAAGCGGUGAAAACAUGGGCCUGGUUGAUGGGCUUGGAUUCAAUCGCAUUGAAUGAUCAAUCUUUUAUAUUACUUGCCUCGAAAGAAAAUCGAAACUAAUUAUUGAUUGUUUACAACAAAUAAGUCACAGAAUAAAAAUAACAAUUAAAAUAUUGGAA